CUUUUCCACUUUUUCUUAUUAAUAUAAAAAGCAAGUCAAUCACGAUGCUUCUGAGUAUUGCGUGUCUCCAAGUCAUGAUGCGACUUCGACCAAAAAAAGAAAGAAAAAGUCAUGAUGCUGCGGAAAUUACGCGUGCAAUGAUUAUUCUUUCCGUGGCAUGCCUCACGGCGGUUCGAUUAGCAUGGAGAGUUUUGGACCGUUGGAUGGCAAGAACUCGAGCAUUGUUCGAGCACGCAUAUUAAAGAAUUUCGCGUGUUGGUAAUCCUACUUCAGAGGCUGAAAAUCGGUGGAGAUGCCAGGGUUGUGUUGUUUGAGCACUCCUCAGGCAGUCAACCGACUCCUUGCUAUUUUCUGUUUCCUACUUUGAUUGCUCCAUUUUCUUCUGAAUCUGGACCGUGAAGGCUGGCUUUCUUUUAAGGCUCUGCUUGAUCAAUCUCUUAUUUUAAAACAGAAUAAGAAUCUCGUUGGUUAAUCACUCCAUGAUGUCCAUCCAAUCAAGAAAAAGAGAAGAACCCACUCACUCAGAAGAUCCGAAUUCCAGGGCGUCUUCCUCAUCGAAUGCUCCACACGGAGGAGAUCAUGAAGGGGAAGACAAAUGGCCCAAAGGGAAUGCCUACGAAGUGUUCUUGAACUUUAGAGGGAUAGAUACACGCAAAAAUUUCACUGACUAUCUCUAUACUAGUCUUACCGAUGCAGGAAUUCAUGUGUUCAGAGACGACAAUGAGCUCUGUGUUGGUGAGGAGAUUGGUCCGGAGCUUCUCUGCAACAUUACGCAGUCCACGAUCUCUAUCCCAAUUAUUUCCAAGAACUAUGUUUCCAGCAAAUGGUGCCUUCAUGAGUUGGUUCAGAUGUUAAAGUGCAAGAGGAGUAAAGGGCAAAUAGUAUUGCCCAUAUUUUACAAAGUGGAACCCUCACAAGUGCGACAUCCUAUAGGGAGAUGGAGAGAAGCUAUCGAUGCACAUAAAAAGAAUAUGGAGGAAAUGGUUGUGAAGGAAUGGGAAGAAGCACUCAAAGAAGUUAGCUUCUUGAAAGGAUGGGAAUCGGAGAAAAUUGAUAAUGGGCAUGAAGGAACAUUGGUUAAGAUUAUUGUGAAAAAGGUUAUGGGCGAGUUAAAAAGACUUUUUCAGCUAAAUCUUCCUAAACAGUUAGUGGGAAUCGAGGAUCAUGUGCAACUUAUGAGCAACAUGGAUGCUGAAUUCAAUGGUACAAAGAUUAUUGGAAUUUAUGGAAUGGGCGGCAUCGGUAAGACAACUCUUGCAAAGGUGUUAUACAACAAACUCUCUAGUCAUUUUGACUAUUGUAGCUUCUUGGCAAAUAUCCGAGAAACAUCCGAGCGUAAUGGUAUUGAAUGUGUACAAAAGCAACUCAUUCAUGACAUAACAAGAAGUUCAUAUGAUGUGUCUAAUGUCGAUGAAGGAGUCAGUUUCAUUAAAUCUCGAUUUAUGGGGAAGAAAGUCCUAGUUCUUCUAGAUGAUAUUGAUGAUAACACUCAACUGAAUGCUUUGGUCGGGGACGGUAGUUGGGUUGAAGCGGGAAGUAUAGUCAUCAUCACAACUAGAAACAAAAGCAUUCUCGAUGAAGCUAACGUGGGCUACAUGUACCAACUCAACGAGUUAUCUUUAGAUCAAUCAUUGAUUUUAUUUAGUAGACAUGCCUUUCGAAAGGAUUCUCCUCCGAGUGAUUAUGAGGUUAUCUCUAGUGAUGUCGUAUCUACUACUGGGGGGCUCCCGUUAGCUCUUGAAGUUAUAGGUUCGUUCUUAUGGAGAAAGAAAAAAGACUUAUGGAAAGGUACAUUAAAAAAAUUAAAGAAAGUGCCCCAUGAGAAAGUGCAAGAGAAGUUGAAAAUAAGUUAUGACGCAUUAGAUUAUAGGGAACAACAAAUAUUUUUGGAUAUAGCAUGCCUUUUCACCAGAACACUUAAACAAAAUCCAACUUAUAUGUGGGAUGCUUGUGAUUUUUUCCCUGGGAUGGGGAUUGAAGUAUUAAGUCUUAGAUCCCUAAUUGAAACUGAAGGAAAUGGAGUGUUUUUAUUGAUGCAUGAUCAAUUGAGAGAUCUUGGAAGGGAAAUUGUUUAUCUAGAAAAUCCAAGGGAGCCUCAAAAGCGUAGCAGAUUGUGGAUUGGUCAGGAAGCCCUAGAUGUGCUUGACCAUUGCAAGUUGCAGGGCACCAAAAAGAUUGAAGCCCUUUCUCUUGGCACAUGUGGUGUGGGAAGAAGAUACACAGCCGAACAAUUUAAAGAAUUGACCAACUUGAGGUUCCUCCAAGUAGAUGGUGUGGAUUUCAUCGGAGAUUUCCAAAGCUUACUUCCUAAAUUAAGAUGGCUUCAGUGGAAUAAGUGUCCCUCGAAUUUCACUGCGGCCAACUUUCAUUUGAAGAAAUUAGUUGUACUCGAUUUGUCAUACAGUGCAAUUUCAGAGGACUGGGGAGGAUGGGUUCCACUCAAGAUGGCGACUGAGCUCAAAGUUCUCAACCUCAAUAAUUGUCAAUCUUUGAAAAGAACUCCCGACUUGUCCACUUUCAGAAGGUUGGAGAUUUUGACUCUUAUAAAUUGUAAGAAUUUGGAAGAGCUUCAUCUUUCUAUUGGAAAUUUGGCAUCAUUGAUUGAGCUGGACGUAGGAUACUCAUCGAUUACCAAAUUACCCGAAAGUAUUGAGAAUAUGCAAAAUUUGAGGAUCUUAAAUAUUUAUUGUACUAACAUAACAGAAUUGCCCGAUGCCAUUGGGAUGUUGGCAGAACUCCAAAAGUUAGUGGUUUGGAAAUGCAAAAACCUGGAGCGAUUACCUAGUAAUAUAUGCAAACUGAUUUCGCUAAAGAAGCUUAACGUUGGUGUAUGUGAAAAGCUUCGGGAAUUACCAGAACUGCCCUCCGGCUUAACAGAUCUAGAGAUCGGCUGCCAGGGGCAGUCUUUGCCCCAUCUUUCCCAGCUAACCCGUCUCAAGAAACUCUAUCUUCGCUGUUGCCAUCGGCUUGAAUUUGUCCCAGAGCUUCCCAUUGGACUAUCAGAGCUUAGUGUUUUCAGAUGCGAAAUAUUGAAAGCCUUGACUAAUUUGUCAGACUUGAAACACUUGCGAUCUUUCUAUAUAAAAGAUUGCCCAUCUCUGGAAGGAUCGCCCGACGUGUCGAAUUUUAGGCGUACGCAGAUGAGAGAACUUGGCUGGAAAGGUAUGCAGUUAUAUCCGGGGGACUUACUAUUCUACCGUGAGUAGACCUGAAGAGCUACAGGGGGCAGAAGAGAAGGAUGGUGGGACGUCCAUGGAAUCUCUCUCUCUCUCUAAGUCGCUACCAAUCAGUCGCCGUGCUAGUUUCCCAGGCCCGAAGAUUGAAGCCACUGUUUGCACCGCCCAUCCACCGCAGGCACGCGGGCAGGUCGAUUGGCGCGGCGGAGAUGACGACGGCGACGGCGACGCGACGGCGACGACACAACGCCACAGCUGGCAAUGCCCUCUCCAUCCGCUCCAGAUAGUUGGGAUGGUGGUGUUCAGUUUCCUAGUGGUGGCCUUCUACGUCUUCUUGGGAUUGUUGCAUGGGAGCGGGGCUGCUGAAAUCACCCUGACGACAAUAUUCUCUUGUGCGGUGUUCUUGGCGAUGUUUCUGUUCAUCUGGUGUACCGUGAUAGAUCCGACGUAAAAGACCAGUUAUAGAAAGAAGAAGAGAGGCUCCGAAGCGAUGGCGCUCACAGACUUUUGUGCCAAUUCCUCAAGCUUGCCCUUCCAAUUUCGAUGCUUGAUUUGCCUACCUAGGCUGCAACAGCAAUGGUGCAGCAAGCUAUGCGAUAUGUUGACCAGACACUUGAUCUUGAGACCAAGAUAGAGCUUAUUAAGACACUUAACUCCGUUGUUGCUGGGAAGAUGAAUGUGAAAUCAAACUUUGGUGCAGCUUAUGUUCAUCAGCAAUCUGCUUCUAUUUCGUGAUUUCUGUAGCUAGUUUCAUAAUGCAGUUAUAUUUUGAAAUUGAGAGAGCAUGAUUGUUCAAGAAACUUGCAAA
Molecule: messenger RNA, 3984 nt
Organism: Eucalyptus grandis
Lineage: Eukaryota; Viridiplantae; Streptophyta; Magnoliopsida; Myrtales; Myrtaceae
Product: disease resistance protein RUN1-like
Exons: 9
Coding region: 480-3206 (908 amino acids)
Biological process (GO): defense response; signal transduction
Molecular function (GO): ADP binding
Source: RefSeq, a predicted model, not a curated record